AUGACUUUGCCGUAGUUCGUGUGUACCUUUGGAUUACCCCGAUUACCGUCAAAGGAUAAGCUCAAUGCUGGGUGCCAAGAGGACGACUAGUGACCAAGUAUUAGCCGUGUAUACAGUCAAAUGUGAACAAACUGGUGUUUGUAUAACUUGGAGUACAUUAGCAAAAGAAGAUGGAAUUGACAACACUCCUGAUUUUCAUGUUCUGUAUUCUGUGUUCCUCACUGACCUGUGCCAGGAACCUAAGCAGAAAUAUCAGACAAGAAAUUAUUGAGAAUCUUCUAACGGGAUAUGAAGCAACUGUUGCUCCAACAGAACAUGGCAUUCCGGUGACGGACAUAGUUCAACUGUACAUACUCAGCAUUGACUCAAUAAGUGAUUCUAGCAUGGACUACGAUAUGUCUUUCUACCUCAGACAAAGGUGGUACGAUCCCCGUCUCCAAUACAACGAAUCACUGGGGGCAGAUGUGUUGGAAUUGGAUCCAAAACUCAUGGACAAAAUCUGGGUACCAGAUAUCUAUAUAAUAAACGAAAAGACCGCCAAAAUCCACGUGGUCACGGUACCUAACAAGAUGAUGUACAUCUACCCUGAUGGGCUUGUACUCUACAGUGCUAGGGUCUCAGGAGUGUUUUCUUGCAUGAUGGAUCUACACAAAUACCCUCUAGAUAAGCAGAUCUGCGACAUACGACUGGAGAGCUAUGGGCACAGCGCAGCGACACUGAUUGUGAGGUGGCGGGACACGCCAGCAGAGAUCUCUAAAUCCUUACGCCUCCCGCAGUUUGACAUAAAUCUGCUUAGAUCCUUCCAUUGUGACCAGCAGUACAUGGGAAUAAACUACACCUGUAUCGGGCUCGACAUUCACUUAAUGAGGAACAUAGGAUACUACCUGACACAGACCUACAUCCCGUGUAUAUUAGUGGUCAUCCUUUCCUGGGUAAACUUCUGGCUCAGCGUCGACGCGGUUCCCGCCCGAAUUUCCUUAGGUCUCCUUACAGUUCUCACGAUGACGACACAGAGUUCGGCCGCCGUUAGAGGCCUAACAGUUGUGUCAUAUGUCAAGGCCAUGGAUGUAUGGGUCUUUGCUUGUUUAUUUUUUGUUUUUGCCGGACUUUUGGAGUUUGCAUGGGUCAAUGUAUCAAACAGAGUAGAAAGCCGACGAAAGUCAGUAACAGAUUUACCGGCCCUAAUGAACGGAAAGAAUUCUCCAACUAAGGGUUCUCCAAAACAUAGGGACGGUUUUUUCUUUAAACCAUCGAAAGAUCGAGAAAAGGCCAGAAACAUUGAUCGAGUCUCUCGUUUUUUGUUCCCCUUAGCAUUUAUUUUGUUCAAUGCUGCGUACUGGUCUAUAUACCUGGUUCUCUGGGAGCCUGUCCAGGACAAGCACGAGGAUAGCGAAGGAAUCACCAUUCCAGUAAACCUUAAUGACUCAUGAUGACACCAUGUAAUGACACAAUGUGAUGACGUCAUGUGAAGUCAUUAAAACUUGAUUUAAUUGUGUUCACAGAGGAUUUUUUCAGAAUAAUUUUCCAUUCUUGUGUUCAUGGAUAAUUUUCAUGGAAAUGAG
This is a messenger RNA of Saccostrea cuccullata (small rock oyster), 1562 nucleotides long. Its product is annotated as glycine receptor subunit alpha-3-like. Lineage: Eukaryota; Metazoa; Mollusca; Bivalvia; Ostreida; Ostreidae. Gene Ontology annotation, cellular component: plasma membrane; neuron projection; synapse. Gene Ontology annotation, molecular function: chloride channel activity; transmitter-gated monoatomic ion channel activity involved in regulation of postsynaptic membrane potential; excitatory extracellular ligand-gated monoatomic ion channel activity. The record is from RefSeq and is a predicted model, not a curated record. The transcript has 9 exons. Gene Ontology annotation, biological process: nervous system process; regulation of membrane potential; signal transduction. Bases 171 to 1430 code for a protein of 419 amino acids.